Messenger RNA from Leptomonas pyrrhocoris, 1361 nucleotides. Its product is annotated as putative cystathione gamma lyase. The transcript has a single exon. Gene Ontology annotation, biological process: transsulfuration. NCBI's taxonomy places the organism in Eukaryota, Euglenozoa, Kinetoplastea, Trypanosomatida, Trypanosomatidae. Bases 129 to 1361 code for a protein of 410 amino acids. Gene Ontology annotation, molecular function: pyridoxal phosphate binding; carbon-sulfur lyase activity. The record is from RefSeq and is a predicted model, not a curated record. Gene Ontology annotation, cellular component: cytoplasm.
GCUCUUUAAAAGCCAGCACCUUAUCAAUUCUACCUUUACUAACGUGUUUUUUUUUUCUCUCCACGUCCCUCUUCUCUCACUUUUCUGUCUCAUACUUCUAACGAAACAGUUACAAAGUCAUCCCCAUCAUGUCCGCCCAUCAGCACUUGGUCUCUGACUUUAAGGCCGGCUCCGGCUCGUGGCUGCCGCAGGCGCAGGGCUUCGACACCCUGCAGGUGCACGGCGGCGUGCGUCCCGACCCCGUCACGGGCUCCAUCCUGACCCCCAUCUACCAGGCGACGACCUUUGUGCAGGAGUCCAUUGAGAAGUACCAGGCCAAGGGCUACUCCUACACCCGCUCUGCCAACCCGACCGUCACCGCACUGGAGCAGAAGCUGUGCUCGCUGGAGAACGGCGACUACUGCACUGCCUUCGCGACCGGCAUGGCAGCCACGACGACGGCCAUCUCCACCGUCAUGAGCGCUGGCGACCACGCCAUUGUGACGGACUGCAGCUACGGCGGCACGAACCGCGCCUGCCGCGUCUUCUUCAGCCGUCUCGGCAUGGAGUUCUCCUUCGUCGACAUGCGCGACCCCAAGAACGUCGAGGCGGCCAUCAAGCCCAACACGAAGCUCGUCAUCAGCGAGACGCCCGCCAACCCCACCCUGACCCUCAUCGACAUCCCCGCCGUGUCGGCCAUCUGCAAGGCGAAGGGCCUCGUGCACAUGUGCGACAACACCUUCGCCACGGCCCUCAUCAUGCGCCCCCUCGACCUCGGUGCCGACAUCACGCUCAUCAGCACGACCAAGUACAUCGACGGUCACGACAUGACCGUCGGCGGCGCCCUCGUUACAAAGAGCAAGGAGCUGGACGACCGGCUGCGCCUGACUCAGAACAUCCUCGGCAACUCUAUGAGCCCGCAGGUGGCCUUCCUGCAGCUGCAGACCGUCAAGACGAUGUCACUGCGUGUGGCGAAGCAGAGCCACAACGCCCAGCAGGUCGCCGAGUUCCUCGAGACGCACCCGGCGGUGGACCGCGUCGUCUACCCCGGCCUCAAGUCCCACCCGCAGAAGGAGCUCGCGGACCGCCAGCACCGCAACAACCUGCACGGCGGCAUGCUGUGGUUCGAGGUCAAGGGCGGCACGGAGGCUGGCCGCCGUCUGAUGGACACGGUGCCCCGCCCGUGGUCCCUGUGCGAGAACCUCGGCGCCGCGGAGAGCAUCAUCACCUGCCCCUCCGUCAUGACGCACGCGAACAUGACCAGCGAAGACCGCAUGAAGGUCGGCAUCACCGACGGCUUCGUGCGCAUCAGCUGCGGUAUCGAGGACGGUAAUGACCUCGUCGCGGCCCUCAAGGUUGCCCUGGAUGCCCUCGCGAAGUGA